GGGGCCGCCGGGAAGGGCUCCGGGCAGCAGCAGGGAGGCUGCGUCCUCCUCCCGUCUAGGGCUGUGGAAAAAAAAAAAAAAAAAAAAAAAGAAAAAAAAAAGCCGGUGGCCUCGGUGUUAUUUUGUAUUAAAAUGAGGAGGAGGAAGAAGAAGCAGCGGCAGCGGCAGCAGCGGCAGCGAGCGGUAGCGGAGAGGAGGAGAGGAGGCUCUGAGCAGGGGACGGCGGCGGCAGCAGCAGGAGGAGGAGUAGUGAUGAGUCAACUAAUAAUUUAAUGGGGACAGAAACAGAGAGAGAAGAAGGGGGGGGGGGGGAAGAGAGAGCAGAGCAAGGCAGCUCCGUCCGGGGACACACACAUACACACAGAUAUAUCUAUGUAACAUCCAGCAACAACCACCAAACCGGCCUAAAUACCAACCAUAGUCAGCCAGCCAGGGGAAGCGAGAAUUAGAGGGGGAAAAAAAAAGAGACAAAAAAACAAAGCCUACCAUUAUUAUUCCUUUUCAAUUAUUAUUUUUUCCUGCUGGCUUGGUUUUUGUUGUUGUUGGCUUUUCGCAACCUUUCUAUUUUAUAUUUUUUACCCCUUCUGGCGAGUAACUCUUCUCGGAGUUCCCAGAUUUUUUUUUUUUUCCUUUGCAGAAGCAGAACCUUUUUUUUGGUGGUGGUUUUUUUUUUUUCUUUUUCUUUUUUUCCUUUCUCCUUUUUUUUUUUUUUUUUUUUAAUAAGAGAGGGUUGGGUUUUUUAAAUUCUGAUUCCUCCCGGUUUUGGACUCGGAGGGAGUGAAACCUCGUCACUUUUUGUAGUGGUGGUGGUGUGCCUUGUUGUGUGUGUUUCCUUCCUCCCCUCUGUUCUUCCCCCCCCCCCCCCUUUCCCUGUGCUCCCUCCCCCCCCCGCACACCAGCCCCCGGUAAAUGAGAGGAGACAGGUCCUCUCUGCCUUUUUUUUUUUUCUUUUUCUUCCCUCCCCGGACCGCAAAGGCGAGAUUCAAAGUGGCAUCUCGGUGCCUUUCCCUGCAAUUUUCUCUACACUUUUUUUCCUGUUGUUGUUGUUUUUGUAAUCUCCAGUAGCGAUCUCUGGGGCUGAGGUUUCCGCAGAAAGUUUGGGGGCUGUUACGGUGUGUAUUUUUGCGGAGGGGGAGGGGAGCGGGCUCCUUCUGUGUGUGCUGCUCCUCUGGGUGCCUAUUGGAGAAUAAUAGUGUAAGUGACAACCUAGAAGUAGACUUUCUGCUCUUCACACUGGAUAGAAAAGCUGCCUUUUUUUUUUUUCUUUACCUUUUUUUUUUUUUUUUUUUAAUACCCCCCUUUCUCACUUGCUCCUGUACGCAUUGGUUUGAUUUUUGAAAGGAUAGCUAGACUUAAGUCACCUUCCACCUCAAUUUUAACCUGCUACUUUUUUUUAUGAUGAUGAUGAAUUCCUCGUUUUGAGCGUUACACUUGUCUGAGCAAUAUGAUCUUCAGCUCCUUCCUCCGUUGCUAAACCUCGAAAACUGGUUCUCUCUCAUAAAAGAUAUUUAAUCUCUGUUUUUUGUCCAUUGCCAUUUUUGCUCAUGGCUACUCUGUUUCUCGCUAUCUCUUUUUGCCCCUCCCCGCCUAGAGGAAAAUAGCAACAAGGAAAAAAGAAAAAAUAAGAGAAUAUUAGGGGAAGUAGUCCUCAGGUCUGCUGCCCCCCCCCUCCCCCUUCCCCAAAGGGGGGGGACCUAGAAAACAUCAGUCUUGAACUUCUUCCUCUUCAAGAGCUCGGGCUGCAAAGGAAACCUCCUUUGUUUUUGUUAUUUAUAUGCUGUCAAGUUUUGAAGUGGUGAUCUUUAGAGGCGGGACUGAGUAUGGAUCAUUUGAACGAGGCAACUCAGGGGAAAGAACAUUCAGAAAUGUCUAACAAUGUAAGCGAUCCGAAGGGUCCACCAGCCAAAAUUGCGCGCUUGGAACAGAAUGGGAGUCCAUUAGGAAGAGGAAGACUUGGAAGUACAGGAACUAAAAUGCAAGGAGUGCCUUUAAAACACUCUGGACACCUGAUGAAAACUAAUAUUAGAAAAGGAAGUAUGCUUCCAGUUUUCUGUGUAGUAGAACAUUAUGAAAAUGCCAUUGAGUAUGAUUCUAAGGAGGAGCAUGCAGAAUUUGUGUUGGUGAGGAAGGAUAUGCUUUUCAACCAACUGAUUGAAAUGGCAUUGCUAUCACUUGGAUAUUCUCACAGCUCUGCUGCCCAAGCAAAAGGGCUUAUCCAGGUUGGGAAGUGGAAUCCAGUUCCACUCUCCUAUGUGACAGAUGCCCCUGAUGCUACAGUAGCAGACAUGCUGCAAGACGUGUAUCAUGUGGUCACACUGAAAAUCCAGUUACACAGUUGCCCUAAACUAGAAGACUUGCCUCCUGAACAAUGGUCUCACACAACAGUAAGAAAUGCUCUGAAGGACUUACUGAAGGAUAUGAACCAGAGUUCAUUGGCCAAGGAAUGUCCCCUUUCACAGAGUAUGAUUUCUUCCAUUGUGAACAGCACUUACUAUGCAAAUGUCUCAGCAGCAAAAUGUCAGGAAUUUGGAAGGUGGUAUAAACAUUUCAAGAAGGCAAAAGAUAUGAUGGUUGAGAUGGAUAGCCUUUCUGAACUAUCCCAGCAAGGUGCCAACCAUGUCAACUUCGGUCAGCAGCCGGUCCCAGGGAACACAGCCGAACAGCCUCCAUCCCCUGUUCAGCUUUCUCAUGGUAGUCAACCAUCAGUUCGGACCCCGCUUCCAAACCUGCACCCUGGACUUGUAUCUACUCCCAUUAGCCCUCAGCUGGUGAAUCAGCAGCUGGUAAUGGCCCAGUUGCUGAACCAGCAGUAUGCAGUGAACAGACUUCUAGCCCAGCAGUCCUUAAACCAACAGUACUUGAACCACCCUCCUCCUGUCAGUAGAUCCAUGAACAAGCCGUUGGAGCAGCAGGUCUCAACAAACACAGAGGUGUCUUCCGAAAUCUACCAGUGGGUCCGUGACGAACUGAAACGAGCAGGAAUCUCGCAGGCAGUAUUUGCACGUGUGGCUUUUAACCGAACUCAGGGCUUGCUCUCAGAAAUCCUCCGAAAGGAAGAGGAUCCCAAGACUGCUUCGCAGUCCUUGCUGGUAAACCUUCGGGCUAUGCAGAACUUCUUGCAGCUGCCAGAAGCUGAGCGAGAUCGAAUUUACCAGGACGAAAGGGAAAGGAGCUUGAACGCAGCCUCCGCAAUGGGCCCUGCGCCUCUCAUAAGCACACCACCUAGCCGGCCUCCACAAGUCAAAACUGCUACUAUUGCCACAGAGAGGAAUGGAAAGACAGAAAAUAAUUCCAUGAACAUUAAUGCUUCUAUUUACGAUGAGAUUCAGCAGGAAAUGAAGAGAGCUAAGGUGUCUCAAGCACUGUUUGCAAAGGUUGCAGCAACUAAAAGCCAGGGGUGGCUCUGUGAGCUGUUACGUUGGAAAGAAGAUCCCUCACCAGAGAACAGGACCCUCUGGGAGAAUCUCUCCAUGAUCCGAAGGUUCCUCAGUCUUCCUCAGCCUGAACGCGAUGCCAUUUAUGAACAAGAAAGCAAUGCAGUUCAUCACCAUGGUGACAGGCCUUCCCACAUUAUCCAUGUGCCAGCAGAACAGAUUCAGCAGCAGCAGCAGCAACAGCAACAACAACAGCAGCAACAGCAGCAGCAACCAGGUCCCAGACUACCCCCAAGGCAACCAACAGUAGCAUCACCAGCUGAAUCUGAGGAUGAAAAUCGUCAGAAACCCCGACCACGAACAAAGAUUUCUGUUGAAGCCCUGGGGAUCCUACAGAGUUUCAUACAAGACGUAGGCCUGUAUCCAGAUGAAGAAGCAAUCCAGACUCUCUCCGCUCAGCUUGACCUACCCAAGUACACCAUUAUCAAGUUCUUUCAGAACCAGCGAUAUUAUCUCAAGCACCAUGGGAAGCUGAAGGACAAUUCUGGUUUGGAGGUGGAUGUUGCAGAGUACAAGGAAGAAGAGUUGCUCAAGGAUUUAGAAGACAGCAUCCAAGACAAAAAUGCAAACACGCUUUUUUCAGUUAAAUUAGAAGAAGAGUUAUCGGUAGAAGGGAACACAGAGAUUAAUGCUGAAUUGAAAGACUGAUCUAAAAGUAUUAUUUUCUUUCAACAGUGCCACUGGUAUUUACUAAUGAAAUGAAAAUUCCAUCUUGCGUUCUGUCAAAAACCUUUAUUAUUCAUUGUUUGGCCAAUGAAUCUUCCAAAACUUGCACAAAAGUUGAAAAAAGGAUAAUGCAGACUGCACUAGAUGUUUUACUCUGUUUUACAAACUGCUUCGCAGCAACAGAUGAAGCGUUGAGGAUUGUUUGAUAUUAAUUUGUGUUCACUGGAUACACUGUGAGUGUACCCAAUAAGCAUGAUACCAGUGAUUUUGAUUCUGGAGCCUUCAGACAAGCAUUACAACUUUUGUGAUUUACUGUUUUUUGUUUCUGUUCUGUUCUUGUUUUUUAAUUAUUACUGUAGCACUCCACACUUGAUCUUUGGAAACUCACAUUUAUUUAAAAAAACGAAAUAAAAAGAGUUUGUUACUCUUGUUCUAUUGUAUGUUACAAAAGAACUAUAGACUGUGGAAUGCAGUUUAAAGAUAACAUAUGCCAACAAAUGCCUUGUAUUAUAUGGCACUGCCGUAAUUCAGAUUUGUUUUCUUUUGGAAAUAAAGGUCACUGUAUUUUUUUUUUUCCAUUCUCAUUGUUACAUGGUUUUAAAGAAAAUGAAAAAGAAAAUGUGAAACACAAUUUAGUCCUCAUUAUUUAUUUGUAGAUCCUGCAGCAUCAUGUUGUAAUUAAUUUUUUUGGAAGUUUCCGUUAAAUGUAAUAUUGCUUCUCUUGUUAUCAUACUGAUUUUUUUUUCUAUUUAUAAAUGUAUUUUGAUGGGCAGUAAAACAAAGUGUCUUAAAAGUUUUAAAUAGAGAAAAUGUGCUUUACACAGUUGCCUAUAAAAAGUGCUCUAUGUUAUCCAAGCAAUUCAUACUAUAAGCUUCACUCUUAUUGUUGUAUGCAAUUUUUACUAUCAUGCAAAUAAGCUUAGGUAAAUAAAACUAAUAGAUCACCUUAGAAACUUAUGCAAUUAAUGUGAAAAUAAUUGAUGUUUGCAAUGUGUCUUCCUUUGGUUUACAAUCAAUUUUAAAGCUACAGCUGUAUAAAUUUUCUGUAUAAAGGUGUAUUUCUUUUUUAUGAGUUUAUUGCUAUGAAAACACCAGUUAUUUUGUUACAGCUGGCUGUUUUUAUAAGUGUAUCACAAUUUUCUUUAUGCAGAAAUGUUCUGACUAGGAGUGGUUAUUGACUGUAACUACACAAUUAAAAUUGUUUGUAUGGUAUGAUAUGG
This is a messenger RNA of Strigops habroptila (Kakapo), 5320 nucleotides long. RefSeq names its product SATB homeobox 1 (gene SATB1). The record is from RefSeq and is a predicted model, not a curated record. The transcript has 11 exons. NCBI's taxonomy places the organism in Eukaryota, Metazoa, Chordata, Aves, Psittaciformes, Psittacidae. Gene Ontology annotation, molecular function: DNA-binding transcription factor activity, RNA polymerase II-specific; RNA polymerase II cis-regulatory region sequence-specific DNA binding. Gene Ontology annotation, biological process: regulation of transcription by RNA polymerase II; chromatin remodeling. Bases 1821 to 4082 code for a protein of 753 amino acids.